AUGGGCUCCAAGAAGAGAGACUCCUUCGAGCUCCAUGACAAUGAAUCGGAGUUCUCAUCCGAAAACCGGUCCGGAGGCGUCGAGGCUGAAGUCUUUUCUCAGCCAGUCGGCUUCAUACCGAAAUUCCCUGCUCCCCCGCGUUAUAUCAAGGUCAAAGCCCAAUACAGGAAGCAGAAAGACUUCGACCGCUUGUUCCUCGCUCAGAUCGCCCUAGACCUACGACGGUCCAAGAGCCGGAAAGCAUCGAUCGACUCCAAGAUCCACAGCAUCACUGAUGUGCCCUCCGCCACUCCAAUCCCGCCACCAAGCUCGGCCAACAAUGCGAUAUGGGCCAUGGAAUUCUCAAAAGAUGGAAGGUAUCUGGCCGCUGCUGGGCAGGACAAGAAGCUGAGAGUCUGGGAGGUUCUGGCAACUACGGAAGACCGUGACGUUGAAGAGAGGUUGUUUGAAACUAACAAUGCGGGUGAGAGUGUAAAGCUCAACGCGCCUGUGUUCAAGACGAAGCUCUUCAGGGAGUAUGAUGGUCAUACCGCGAGUAUACUGGACCUCAGUUGGAGUAAGAACAACUUCCUCUUGUCUUCUUCCAUGGACAAGACCGUCAGACUACACCACGUUUCCCGUGCUGAAUGUCUCUGUGCGUUCAAACACGUCGAUUUUGUGACAUCGAUACAGUUUCAUCCGCGCGAUGAUCGGUUCUUCUUGGCCGGGUCGCUCGACUCCAAACUGAGGCUUUGGAGUAUACCGGACAAGACCGUCGCAUACUGGGCACAAGUUCCCGAUAUGGUAACCGCUGUUGCAUUUACACCAGAUGGCAAGACAGCGAUCGCUGGUUGCUUAGGUGGUCUGUGCAUCUUGUAUGACACCGAGGGUCUGAAAGCCCACUCACAAAUUCAUGUGCGAUCAGCCCGAGGGAGGAAUGCGAAGGGUAGCAAAAUCACAGGCAUCGAUACCAUCGCAUUGCCGCGCGAGAACGCCCAACCGGAUGUCAAAAUCCUGAUCACCAGUAACGACUCUCGUAUACGCAUGUAUAAUCUGAAGGAUAGGACCUUGGAGGUCAAGUUUCGCGGAAAUGAGAACUCCUGCAGCCAGAUACACGCUUCCUUCAGCGAUGAUGGAAAGUAUGUGAUUUGCGGCAGCGAGGAUCGAAAAGUGUACAUAUGGCCAACCUCAGUGCACGAGCGGCCUGAGAAUGACAAGCGGCCGAUGGAAGUAUUCGAGGCCCAUUCAGCUAUUGCGACAACGGCGAUACUUGCCCCUGAGAAGACAAGGCGACUAUUAGCACAAUCUGGUGACCCUUUGUACGACUUGUGCAAUCCACCGCCAGUGACCUUGGUCAGCCGCGCUGAUUCCGUUAUUUCUUCCCCAGCGCCAACAAACAAUAGCAACCACUCAGAGGACAAGCAAGCCGAUAUAAGAAUCCGCACUUCGGAAUCUCCCAAACGUGCUCCAGAAACACCUGCAUACCUAGCCAGGCAUGCGCAUCCAGGGGGGCAGCUUAUUGUAACUGCUGAUUACACGGGGCAGAUUAAAAUCUUUCGGCAGGAUUGCGCCUUUCAAAAGCGAAGGCAUGAAUCUUGGGAUGCCAGUUCCACCUUUUCCAAAAAGAUGUUGGCAAGAACCGGAUCUGUUGCCACAAGGAACUCUGCCACCUCUUCAUCGCAUCGGAACUCAUUUGUGAUGGGAUCGAAGAACCAGUCCACCGAUCGCAUUUUGAAUUGGCGGAAUUCUGUGCAAGGCACGGGGAGCACCGCCACAACGGCAUCUGGGAGUAUGUUAGAGAUCCGUGGAAGUCUGAACAAUGAACGGUCUCGGAGUGCUUCACCGAGGAAAUUGCUCUCCAAACGCUUAUCCAUACGCCGAAAUUCACCACCACACAGAGAUAGCUUGCUCUCUCCGACGUCGCCUGAAUAUCACUCGCCGCUUCAACAGGCCCAAAUUGGUCCUUCAAUCUCGAUCCAGUCACCACUUGGAGAAUCCCCGGGAAGUUUCCAUUCGGUAUCACAAACCAAAUCUCCUGAAAAUGCUCACCCGCCAACUGUAUCCCUGCCAUCACCAUUGCACCAGCCAACCUCCGCAGAUCUUCCUCACGACGACCCUCUUUUACUGCUGGGCAACCAUUCAUUGAUGGCAUGGGACUUCAAUAACACCAUCGUACCUAUGGUCAACCGGCCCCUCCGAACGCCGGGCCUUUUGGGCCCUGGGGCCAAUCCCCUCUCGCGAGCUGCCAGCUACGUCUCCCAAUUAUCGAGUGAAAUGACGGGCUCGGAACGAGAUCCUAAUUCGGCGAAUGCUAGCGUUCACGGUGGUGCCGGAGACGAUGAAGCAAAUGUAGCAGCAAAGAGACAGAAAUCAUCAACGAGAGGACGUCGGAGAAGCAGCGCCGGCAGCGACAGCGAUCUGAAAUGCCCAAACUGUGGCAGCCGGACGUUUAAAGCUGCCAUAGUGGACAAGCGGCAGGUCCUUCGUUGUAAGAGAUGCAGCUCUGAGGUAUGA
This is a messenger RNA of Exophiala aquamarina CBS 119918, 2493 nucleotides long. RefSeq lists its product as uncharacterized. Gene Ontology annotation, molecular function: protein binding. The record is from RefSeq and is a predicted model, not a curated record. Bases 1 to 2493 code for a protein of 830 amino acids. NCBI's taxonomy places the organism in Eukaryota, Fungi, Ascomycota, Eurotiomycetes, Chaetothyriales, Herpotrichiellaceae. The transcript has a single exon.